GAUGAUGUUUUGGAGAAAGCCAAGAAAGCCAAUGUUAUGGCUCUUGUGGUGGUUGCUGAACAUUCAGGAGAAUUUGAAAAGAUUAUGCAGCUUUCAGAAAGGUAUAAGGGGUUUGUCCUGCCAUGUUUGGGUGUUCACCCUAUUCAGGGAGUUUCACCAGAAGACCAAAGAAGUGUCAUAUUAAAGGAUUUGGAUGUAGCUUUGCCCAUAAUGGAGAAUUAUAAGGAUCGAUUAUUGGCAAUUGGAGAGGUGGGACUAGAUUUCUCCCCCAGAUUUGCUGGCAGUGAUGAACAGAAGGAAGAGCAACGACAAGUCCUAAUCCGUCAGGUCCAAUUAGCCAAAAGAUUAAAUUUGCCUCUAAAUGUUCACUCACGCUCAGCUGGAAGACCCACCAUCAGCCUCUUACGUGAGCAAGGUGCUGACAAAGUGCUUCUGCAUGCAUUUGACGGCCGGCCAUCUGUAGCCAUGGAAGGAGUAAGAGCUGGGUACUUCUUCUCAAUUCCUCCUUCUAUCAUAAGAAGUGGACAGAAGCAGAAACUUGUGAAACAGUUGCCUUUAACUUCAAUUUGCUUAGAAACAGAUUCACCUGCGCUAGGACCAGAAAAACAGGUACGAAAUGAACCCCGAAAUAUUUCCAUUUCAGCAGAAUAUAUUGCCCAGGUGAAGGGGAUCUCAGUAGAAGAAGUUAUAGAAGUGACAACACAGAAUGCAUUGAAACUAUUCCCCAAGCUUCGGCAGCUGCUCCAGAAGUAGCUUCGAAACCAAAUCUGCUGCAGGGGACAGCAUUUUAGAGAAAGAAAUGUUCCAAUUAAGACUCUGAACUAGGGGCACCCAGGUGGCUCAGGCAGUUAAGCGUCCGACUUUGGCUCAGGUCAUGAUCUCACAGUUUGUGGGUUCAA
This is a messenger RNA of Suricata suricatta (meerkat), 899 nucleotides long. RefSeq names its product TatD DNase domain containing 3 (gene TATDN3). Gene Ontology annotation, molecular function: hydrolase activity, acting on ester bonds. The record is from RefSeq and is a predicted model, not a curated record. NCBI's taxonomy places the organism in Eukaryota, Metazoa, Chordata, Mammalia, Carnivora, Herpestidae. The transcript is spliced from 9 exons. Bases 37 to 753 code for a protein of 238 amino acids.